AGAGUAGGAUAACGCAAUAUGAAGAAAGCCAGGAGCGCAUUCCACGUAGACUUUCAUACUACAAAAAUGCAAACACCACACCUCCUCCAAUCCAUCUCUUCUCUUCUCACAUCACACACACACACACACUAACUCGAGAGAGAGAGAGAGAGAUGGGAAUGGUCUCCUUCAUUUCUACAGUCCCUUCACUGGUGUCGUUGGUGCCAUCACCAUCCACCUCAGCACCCACUACUAGAUACAUUCACUCAGGCACUGUAAAUUGCAAAAUUGAAAGUGAUUGCGAUGAUGAGGAUCGCUUCUCGCGACGACGCGUUUUGCAUUGCUUCGGUGCUACCGUUGGCAUCGAAAUGAUAGCAAGAUCCAGCUCAUUAAUUGAAGUGGCAAAUGCCGCGGACUUGAUACAACGCAGACAACGUUCAGACUUUCAGUCGAAAGUAAAGGACACUCUUUAUAAAGGACUGAAGGGAAACCCAGUUCUCAUCCCCUCUGUAUUAACAUUGGCACUCAACGAUGCUAUAACUUAUGAUAAGGCAACAAAAACUGGCGGCCCCAAUGGAUCAAUACGGCUUAGCUCAGAGAUUAGCCGACCAGAAAAUAAAAACCUUGCUGCAGCUUUAAGUUUCUUGGAGGAGGCAAAGAAGGAAAUAGAUUCGUACUCCAAAGGAGGACCUAUAUCAUAUUCAGAUCUCAUCCAAUUUGCAGCUCAAAGUGCAGUUAAAUCCACCUUUCUGGCUUCAGCAAUUCGGAAAUGUGGUGGGAAUGAAGAGAAAGGAUCAUUACUGUAUACAGCAUAUGGUUCGAGUGGGCAGUGGGGCUUGUUUGACAAGCAGUUUGGGAGAUCGGAUGCUGAAGAAGCAGAUCCAGAAGGAAGGGUCCCUCAGUGGGAGAAAGCCACCGUUGAGGAAAUCAAGAAUAAAUUCACUGCUAUUGGUUUUGGCCCCCGCCAGGUGGCCGUGAUGUCGGCAUUCUUUGGUCCUGAUCAACUUGCUACUGAGGCACUACUUGCCUCAGAUCCACAAGUAUUGCCGUGGGUUCAGAAAUACCAGCGCAGCCGUGAAACAGUAUCACAAACGGAUUAUGAGGUGGACCUCAUCACCACUCUGACAAAGAUGAGUUCGUUGGGCCAACAAAUCAAUUAUGAAGCUUAUUCGUAUCCUGUACAGAAAGUCGAUUUCAGCAAACUCAAAUUAUAGAUCUCUUAUCCUUGCUGACUUAUGCGGUCCUCACAGAGUAGAAUUUGUGUUAUGAUGUUUUUCAUGCUUCAAAUUGGCAUAAUUGCUGUUGUGGUUUUGAGUAUUGAGAAUAGACUACGUGUGCCAUAAUUUUUUUUGGUGUAGAUGAACUAUUUUUGAUUUUAUUUAACCGUUUAUUUUGCAAUGAA
This is a messenger RNA of Salvia miltiorrhiza (redroot sage), 1381 nucleotides long. Its product is annotated as thylakoid lumenal 29 kDa protein, chloroplastic. Lineage: Eukaryota; Viridiplantae; Streptophyta; Magnoliopsida; Lamiales; Lamiaceae. Gene Ontology annotation, molecular function: heme binding; peroxidase activity. Gene Ontology annotation, biological process: cellular response to oxidative stress; hydrogen peroxide catabolic process; response to reactive oxygen species. The transcript has 11 exons. Bases 153 to 1193 code for a protein of 346 amino acids. The record is from RefSeq and is a predicted model, not a curated record. Gene Ontology annotation, cellular component: chloroplast thylakoid membrane.